Carlito syrichta (Philippine tarsier) is the source of this 3882-nucleotide messenger RNA. It is a transcript of the gene WASHC5, whose product is annotated as WASH complex subunit 5. The coding region runs from base 177 to 3851 and encodes 1224 amino acids. Gene Ontology annotation, biological process: endosome fission; regulation of actin nucleation; actin filament polymerization. The record is from RefSeq and is a predicted model, not a curated record. NCBI's taxonomy places the organism in Eukaryota, Metazoa, Chordata, Mammalia, Primates, Tarsiidae. The transcript has 28 exons. Gene Ontology annotation, cellular component: WASH complex; endosome.
UGAGUCCGUGAGAGCCUUCCAGAAGGAAAAGAGAGCACCUUGCAGCUUCCGGGCAGCACAUGGCUGAGGUUCCGUAAUGGAGCAAACCUGAAUUCCUCUGAUCGUCCCUAGACACCAACUCGGAAGCCCACCAGUUGUUCCUGCUGCCCAGGGCAGAGCAGCUGGUCAUCCUCACAAUGGUGGACUUUCUGGCUGACAACAACCUCUGUGGGCAGGCCAUCCUGAGGAUUGUCUCCUGCGGCAAUGCCAUCAUUGCUGAACUCCUGAGGCUCUCCGAGUUUAUUCCUGCUGUGUUCAGGCUGAAAGAUCGAGCUGAUCAACAGAAAUAUGGAGAGAUCAUCUUUGAUUUCAGCUAUUUUAAGGGUCCAGAGUUAUGGGAAAGCAAACUGGAAGCUAAGCCAGAGCUCCAGGAUACAGAUGAAGAAUUUCGUGAAAACAACAUAGAAAUUGUCACCAGAUUUUAUCUGGCAUUUCAAAGUGUGCAUAAAUACAUUGUAGACUUAAACAGAUAUCUGGAUGAUCUCAACGAAGGUGUGUACAUUCAGCAAACCAUAGAGACUGUGCUUCUCAAUGAAGAUGGAAAGCAACUUCUGUGUGAAGCGCUGUACUUAUAUGGAGUGAUGCUGCUGGUCAUCGACCAGAAGAUUGAAGGGGAAGUCCGAGAGAGAAUGCUGGUUUCCUACUAUCGAUACAGCGCUGCUCGCUCUUCUGCUGAUUCAAAUAUGGAUGAUAUUUGUAAGCUGCUUCGAAGUACAGGUUAUUCCAGCCAACCGGGUGCCAAAAGACCGCCCAGCUAUCCCGAGAGCUAUUUCCAGAGAGUGCCUAUCAAUGAAUCCUUCGUCAGUAUGGUCAUUGGUCGACUGAGAUCUGAUGAUAUUUACAACCAGGUCUCGGCAUACCCCCUGCCAGAGCACCGCAGCACUGCCUUGGCCACACAAGCCGCCAUGCUCUACGUGGUCCUCUACUUCGAGCCUGCCAUUCUCCACACCCAGCAGGCAAAAAUGCGCGAGAUUGUGGACAAGUACUUUCCAGAUAACUGGGUCAUUAGUAUUUACAUGGGGAUCACAGUUAACCUAGCAGACGCUUGGGAACCUUACAAAGCUGCAAAAACGGCUUUGAACAAUACCCUGGACCUUACGAAUGUCAAAGAACAGGCAAGCAGAUACGCCGCCGUCAGCGAUCGAGUGCAUGCCCAAGUACAGCAGUUUCUGAAGGAAGGUUACUUGAGGGAGGAGAUGGUUCUGGACAAUAUCCCGCGGCUUCUGAACUGUCUGAGAGACUGCAACGUGGCCAUCCGCUGGCUCAUGCUGCACACGGCGGACGCUGCAUGCGACCCAAACAACAAACGCCUGCGUCAGAUCAAGGACCAGAUUCUGACCGACUCUCGGCACAACCCCAGGAUCCUUUUCCAGCUGCUCUUGGACACGGCACAGUUUGAGUUUAUACUCAAAGAGAUGUUCAAACAAAUGCUUUCUGAAAAGCAAGCCAAGUGGGAGCUCUACAGGAAGGAGGGUUCCGAGCGGAUGACCGAGCUUGCCGAGGUCUUUUCGGGAGUGAAGCCCCUCACCAGAGUGGAGAAAAACGAAAACCUUCAAGCUUGGUUCAGAGAGAUCUCAAAGCAGAUAUUGUCUUUAAAUUAUGAUGAUUCCACUGCUGCAGGCAGAAAAACUGUGCAGCUGAUACAAGCUUUGGAGGAGGUUCAAGAAUUUCACCAGCUGGAAUCAAAUCUGCAAGUCUGCCAGUUUCUUGCUGAUACGCGCAAGUUUCUGCAUCAGAUGAUCAGAACCAUCAACAUUAAAGAGGAGGUCCUGAUCACCAUGCAGAUCGUCGGGGACCUUUCUUUUGCGUGGCAGUUGAUUGACAGUUUCACAGCCAUCAUGCAAGAGAGCAUAAGAGUCAACCCUUCCAUGGUUACCAAACUCAGAGCUACAUUCCUGAAGCUGGCAUCUGCCCUCGACCUGCCCCUUCUACGUAUUAAUCAGGCGAAUAGCCCCGACCUUCUCAGCGUGUCUCAGUAUUACUCUGGCGAGUUGGUGUCCUACGUGAGAAAGGUUCUGCAGAUCAUUCCUGAAAGCAUGUUCACGUCUCUCCUGAAGAUCAUAAAGCUUCAGACCCACGACCUCGUCGAAGUGCCCACCCGCCUGGACAAAGACAAGCUGAGGGAGUACGCCCAACUGGGGCCGCGGUACGAGGUUGCCAAGCUGACGCAUGCUAUUUCGAUUUUUACUGAAGGCAUCUUAAUGAUGAAAACGACUCUGGUUGGCAUCAUCGAGGUGGACCCAAAGCAGCUGCUGGAAGAUGGGAUAAGGAAGGAGCUCGUGAAGCGAGUGGCUUUGGCCCUUCACAGGGGACUGAUAUUCAGCCCUCGAGCCAAGUCAAGCGAGUUGAUGCCCAAGCUGAAAGAGCUGGGCGCCACCAUGGACGGGUUCCAUCGCUCCUUUGAGUACAUUCAGGACUACGUGAGCAUCUACGGCCUGAAGAUCUGGCAGGAGGAAGUAUCUCGAAUCAUAAAUUACAACGUGGAGCAGGAGUGCAACAACUUCCUGAGAACCAAGAUUCAGGACUGGCAGAGCAUGUACCAGUCUGCACAUAUUCCAAUACCCAAGUUCGCCCCCGUGGACGAGUCCGUCACGUUUAUUGGUCGACUCUGCAGAGAAAUCUUGCGGAUCACAGACCCAAGGAUGACGUGCCACAUCGACCAGCUGAACACUUGGUACGACCUGAAGACGCACCAGGAGGUGACCAGCAGCCGCCUCUUCUCCGAAAUCCAGACCACGCUGGGCACCUUCGGGCUGAACGGGCUGGACCGGCUUCUGUGCUUCAUGAUCGUGAAGGAGCUGCAGAAUUUCCUCAGUAUGUUCCAGAAAAUGAUCCUGAGAGACAGGACUGUUCAGGAGACUCUGAAAACCCUCAUGAAUGCCGUCAGCCCCCUAAAGAGUAUUGUAGCAAAUUCAAAUAAAAUUUAUUUCUCCGCCAUUGCCAAAACCCAGAAGAUUUGGACGGCGUAUCUCGAGGCUAUAAUGAAGGUCGGGCAGAUGCAGAUCCUGAGACAGCAGAUUGCCAACGAGCUGAACUACUCCUGCCAGUUUGACUCUAAACACCUGGCCGCUGCUCUGCAGAACCUCAACAAGGCUCUCCUGGCAGACAUCGAAGCCCACUAUCAGGACCCCUCGCUGCCGUACCCCAAGGAAGACAACACACUCCUGUACGAGAUCACUGCCUAUCUGGAGGCAGCCGGCAUUCACAACCCGCUGAACAAGAUCUACAUCACCACAAAGCGCCUGCCCUACUUCCCGGUCGUCAACUUCCUGUUUCUGAUCGCGCAGUUGCCAAAACUUCAGUACAGCAAAAACCUAGGUGUGUAUGACUUUUCCUCCCUGCAGAACGGCCACCCGGGGCCACCGGGAGCUGGCCGUGCUCGGGGUUCCAGCCAGCCAGGUGAGGCCAGCGAGGAGUCUGCGGACCAGGCCUCCUUCCUCCCCAGGCCCCAAGCAGAGCCAACCAAACCCGGUCACGCGCCGAGCGGAGCCACCGCUUUCCGGUGCAGAAAGGCAGCGGGUCCCGCCGUGGUGGCCCGUGCACACGCGUGGCGAAGUCCAGCCUCAUCCCUCGGGUGUCUGAGCAGGGUGGGCCGCGGGCGCGCCCUCUGCCUGCGUCUCGGUCCUCGACCGAGGGAGGCCGUCCCUGACCGGGCUGUUUGUUCCAGCCAGAAGAUUCCCGAGAUCCCCGCAGACGUGGUGGGGGCCCUUCUGUUCCUGGAGGACUACGUUCGGUACACGAAGCUCCCCAGGAGGGUUGCUGAAGCACACGUGCCUAAUUUCAUUUUUGACGAGUUCAGAACAGUCCUGUGACGUUUUUCCUGCUGCUUUAAUGGAGGAGUUG